GGUACGAGACCGUAAGACAUGGCACUUUUGAUUUCCAUAAAGAGAUGGAAUCAUACUGUGACAAUGACGUUGUUAUACUUCGUGAAGGAUGCCUCAGAUUCAGAGAAGAGGUAAUCAAAGAUGCGGGCAUUGACCCCUGGAGCUGUACAACUAUUGCAUCAGCGUGCAUGAAAACCUAUCGUACACACUAUCUAACUCCUGAAUCUAUAGCUAUCCCAUCGCCAGACAACUACCGACGCCAAUUCAAGGCCUACUCUAGUGGUUCCAUUCAAUGGUUGGAGUACUUGGCCCAGGAUAAAGAUAUUUUUAUCCAACAUGCUUUGAAUCGGGGGGAGAAGGCUUUUGGGCCUUACCAUGUAGAUGGAUACACACAGAUUGACGGGGUUGAGACAGUGUAUGAGUACAACGGUUGUUUCUUCCACGGUUGUAAAUUAUGCUUUGUCCCCCACACCUUGUGUGUCCUAACCCAAAAGACUUUUGGGGAAAUGUACCAAGAGUUUCAAGACAAACUGAAUUCUUUAAAGGCUACUUACGGGUUAAAAGUUGUGGUUUUGUGGGAGCACGAAUGGACAGCCCUCAAAAAGGCAGAUCCUAGUGUUAAGGCCUUCCUUACCCAUUAUGACCCUCCAGAGCCCCUGGAACCGCGACAGGCCUUGUUUGGAGGCCGGACCAAUGCUUUGACAUUGCGUUAUGUAGCUCAACCCGACGAGACAAUAGGCUAUGUAGAUUUUACAUCCCUAUAUCCUCAUGUAAUGAGUUCCUCAUUCUAUCCUAUAGGGCAUCCUGAAAUUAUUCACAGCGACUUUGACGAACCCCAAAAUUAUUUUGGUUUAAUCAAAGCGACUGUCUACCCUCCUAGGGGGCUGUUUAUACCUGUGUUGCCUUACAAGGGUCCUAAAGGAAAACUUUUCUUUCCCCUUUGUCGCACAUGCUGUGAAAACCCCAACCAGGAAAACCCCUGUGAUCACACAGAUCAAGAAAGAGCCCUGACCGGUGUAUGGGUCACUGUAGAAUUCUCUAAGGCUUUAGAGAAGGGGUAUCGUGUGGCCAAAAUCUUUGAAGUGUGGAACUUUUCCAGGAAAUCAGACACACUUUUUAAAGAGUACAUCAAAACCUUCUUGAGAUGCAAGCAGAUGGCUUCAGGCUAUCCUGCAUCGGUCACAGAUCAAGAAAGUAAAGACCAGUACAUUCAAGACUACCAUGACAGAGAAGGCAUACUUCUUGACCCUGACAGAAUAGAGGUCAACAAAACCAAAAGAAAUGUGUCGAAAUUGUACUUGAACUCCCUUUGGGGGAAAUUAGCGCAGAGAUGCAAUAUGCUAACAACUUCGAUCAUUAAAGACCCCGAAGAAUUUUUGGAAUUUGUUUUUUCGGACCAAUACGAAAUUUCACAUUUUUCCUUCUUGAGUCAAGACAUUGCCUUGGUGCAAUGGAGGCGCCACCAAAAGUGGGUUCUACCCCCGGGUAAUGUAAAUGUGUUUCUUGCAGCAUUUACCACAGCCUAUGGCCGCCUUGAACUGUACACCCUCAUGGAACAGCUUCAGAGGCGGGUUCUUUACCACGACACAGACUCUGUGGUCUAUGUAAGCAAACCGGGGGAUUGGACCCCCCCACUUAGCAACUAUCUUGGGGGUUUAACGAGUGAACUCGAAGAGGGUGACCAUAUUACAGAAUGGUCCUCAUGUGGUCCAAAAAGCUAUGCUUUUAGGACUAAAGCCAAUCACGUGGUGUUGAAAGCCAAAGGCGUGACUCAAAACUAUGAAAAUGCACCGCGUGUAAACUUGGAAUCAAUCACGCGCUUGGUCGAGGGGUUCGUAAAGGACAAGAAUAGUGACUUGGAGAUUUUGAGCUCCUACAACAAAAUAGUGAGGGAUAAAAAGGGGUUCCAUCUAAGAAACGCACCACUCACUAAAAGAUUCAGGGUAGUCUAUGACAAGAGACAGCUAUUGCCUGACGGUACCACAUUGCCCUUUGGCUACUGACUUAUGCUACAAGCCCCAGUGUGUCUUAAAGCUUAAGAUAUUAUGACUGCUGUCGAGGGUUUUGACCCCCGGCUACAAUUGCCUUUUUCAGCAUUAAUUGCCGGCCCUUCAAACAGUGGCAAAACUUUUUUUGUAAAAAGUAUUUUAGAGAAUUCUGAACAUGUGUUAUCUCAAAAGCCUGACAAUAUUGUAUGGUGUUAUUCAUGUUACCAACCUCUGUAUGAUGAAUUAUUGAAGACAAUAAAAAUCAAGUUUG
Oncorhynchus kisutch (coho salmon) is the source of this 2238-nucleotide messenger RNA. RefSeq lists its product as uncharacterized. The transcript has a single exon. Gene Ontology annotation, molecular function: nucleotide binding; DNA-directed DNA polymerase activity; DNA binding. Lineage: Eukaryota; Metazoa; Chordata; Actinopteri; Salmoniformes; Salmonidae. Gene Ontology annotation, biological process: DNA replication. The record is from RefSeq and is a predicted model, not a curated record. The coding region runs from base 45 to 1982 and encodes 645 amino acids.